Molecule: messenger RNA, 2712 nt
Organism: Microthlaspi erraticum
Lineage: Eukaryota; Viridiplantae; Streptophyta; Magnoliopsida; Brassicales; Brassicaceae
Source: the annotation of a GenBank genome assembly
AUGGCAUCGCGGUUUCAGGAAGCUUCACUGGUUACUUCGCCAUCGUAUCCGAACGCCGUCGUUUGGUCCUCUGAAAAUUUGAUCGCCGUCGCAGCUGGCCACCUCGUCAUCAUCCUUAAUCCGGCAUUGCCUGGUGGACCUCGUGGAUUGAUCUCAAUCCCAAACGCCGAGCCUUAUCAGAUUGGCCUUGUUCGCUCACAAGAUAACACAAAAUGCGUUUCUCUAAGUGAAGAUGUGUUUGCAGAUUUGCUUAUUGGGGGACUCUUGCCUUCGAGUGUGAAGCGGGAAAGACAUCCCUGUGCCCGUUCUCUCUCAUGGUCGGACAUAGGAAUGUCUCCAAACCACGGGUGCUUAUUGGCUGUUUGCACAGCAGAAGGAAGGGUUAAGCUAUACCGACCUCCAUAUUCUGAUUUCUGUGCUGAGUGGAUAGAGAUUGUUGAUAUAACUGAUCUGCUUUAUGAGAACCUUUCAAGCAUGAACUUUGGAGAGUCCAACAAUCCUUCUACAUCAUUAUCUAAGGAUCAAGUGGAGCAACAUGAUCAUGAAGAGGAUGAAAGGAUUUCAACUCUGAAGGCGUGCAAGCGAAGAAGAACGAGAGGAGACAAAAUCAAAAUGCAUGAAAAGAGUGAUACAGAUCAAGCAUCAUGUUCCAAGCAAGACAGUCGUACGGUGCAAAAUGUACUUGAGAUUGAAGCAUAUGAACAGCCAAGCAAUGCCAAGUAUUGUCACUAUUUGCCUAAAGGUCCAAAAAAGUUCAGUCAAGAGAUAAAUCCAGAAACCUAUGUUGCUCGUGAGGCAUUAUUAUCCUCACUCUCCGUUGCCUGGUCCUCUCUACUAAGAUUCUCAUCAGAAGGUUCUUCUUGUGAGAAUAUGUUAAGAUUCUCUCUUUUGGCAAUUGGCUCAAAGUCCGGUAGUGUUUCCAUAUGGAAAGUUCAUGCACCAGAAUGCUAUCACAUUGAACGUGGCACUGUAACUCCCAACGUUGAACUUACUGCUAUAAUUCAGGCCCAUAGCUCAUGGGUUUCAACGAUGAGUUGGGGAAUUUUUGGCUGUGAUUCUUCAAAUCCGCAAGUGGUGUUGGCUACUGGGAGUUGCGAUGGUAGUGUAAAUAUUUGGAUGAGCAACAAAGAAGACUUGCAAAAAUCUGCUGAGGUCUACAAAUCAUCAUUUUUUCUGUUGAAACAGGUUGUAACGGUGAAUCUUGUUCCGGUUUCAACGCUUUCAUUUGUUGUGAACAAGCAUUCUAAUACAAUGCACUUAGCAAUUGGCAAAGGAUCUGGUUCCCUUGAAGUAUGGAAGAGUGACAUAUCUACCAGAAAGUUUGAACAAGUUGCUUCAGCUAAUGCUCAUGACCAAGUAGUUACAGGAUUAGCUUGGUCAUAUGAUGGCCGUUGUUUGUACAGUUGCAGUCAGGAUAAUUAUGUCCGGAACUGGAUUUUAAGUGAGAAUACCAUCUCUGAAGUGCCAAUUCCUGCAAACACAACUGGUCUGAGUAGCACGACUGAUCUUCCUGAUGAUUUCCUGUCAUGUCUUGGUGUUGCAUUGUCCCCCGGAAACCUCGCUGUUGCUUUGGUACGCAGUUUUAAUGCUGAACUCUUGAAUCCGAUGUACCAGGCCAGGUCGCAGAAGGCUGCUGUGGAAUUCAUCUGGAACGGUGCACAACAAUCCGGUGAGUCGGAAGAUUCUUCAGAGACGAUAACCGAAGCUAUUCUUGGUUUCUCCAAGAACGAAUUGGCAUACUGGGAAUUCAAUUUGCUCUGGUCGUUGAAAGAAUUUAAAGAUUUGAAUAAGCCUCUCGUUCUCUGGGAUAUGAUUGCUGCGAUGUUGGCGUUCAAACAAUCAAUGCCGGAGUUUGUUGAGUUGGUAAUCACCAAGUGGCUCUCUGUGUCAUACCUUGGUUUUCAUGCUGAUAUCCCCAUGGAAGAUCUCGUGCCAAAGAUCUACAAAAGCUUCUCUGAUGUUCCUUCCAGGCUGUUACACAUUCUCAAUGUAAUCUCCAGACGUGUGAUGUUAUCAGACCUCAAAACAGAGGAAAUAAACAGAAAGUUGCAAGGUCAGAGAACGAACAGCGAAGAAGAGAUUGAUCUGUGGCUCAAACUGCUUGAGGGAAGCGAAAGAGAACUCCGAGAAAGACUUGUUGGUCUCAGUUUCUCGGCUUAUCUAACCGCUGAGUCAUCUCUAGGUACUGGUUCGACUUCCACUGGGAAUUGGCGUCCAGCGGGAUUGUCUCAGUUGCAACAAUGGGUUGAGAUAGAUCACAACAUUGUCCAUAGUCAGCUCGAAACACUUUCAGCAGAAGUAAAAUCUAGUCUAACAAGAUCAACAAGCAGCUCAGAAACCGCUUUAGAGGAAGAGAAAUGUCCUUAUUGUGAGGCGCCAGUCUAUUUCCACUCACCAGAAGAAGCCUUCUGUGAAUCUCCACACCAAAACAAGAAGAACAGCAAAGACAGAGAGAGACGUGAUCAAGGCCACAAGCUUGAGAGGUGUUGUGUCUCAAUGCAGGUAUGCCCACCAGCUCCUUUAUGGUUCUGCAAAUGCUGCAAUCGGUUGACUUCAGAACUCGCGCCAGAGACCUUAUUCGCAUUGCCUUCGUUCCCAAAUGAUCUCAAGUCGCUUCCGGAAACUGCUCCUUCGAAACCAUUCUGCCUCUUCUGUGGAAUUCUCUUGCAGAGAAAGCAGCCUGAGUUUCUUCUCUCUGCUUCACCUGUGUGA